UUUUAAAAUUGAAAAGACUAAUGGGAAAGCACAAGAAACCAAUACCAACGAAGGAGACUCCGAAUGCUGUUUCUACUUUCUGGAAGCAAAGAUGUGCACAGGAGGUGAACGGGAGGUAUAAAUCCACUGUUCAUAAUAUAAUUAAUGGUAACAAUACCUCUGAGACCAUCUUAAGUAGCCACUCACGACUGGAAAAUACAGCUAUUAGAGCAGCUCGAAAGUUAAGAGACCAGUACUUUGAGAGGAAGGUGAAAGUCCCUCGAGAAAUUUUUAAAAGCAAGAGAAUUGUACUUCCCAUUAUUAACAGGAACUUCAACUCUUUGAACAAGACGAUUUUUACUAGAGGUCUGAGGGAGAGUACAAAGAGGAGAGGCAAGAAAUGCUAUGAACCAGACCAAAAAAUGAGCUGGAUGAAGAGCUCAAUAGACCUAAGCUAUUCUGACGGACACAAUCGAAACUCAAGCUUAACUGGUAUUAAAACUUAUCAGUCUCUCCAAAAUUUGAAGGAUCAAUCAAGAAGAAGUGUAUUUUCACAAGCUAAUAGUCCUGAGCGGGAGUAUUCUCAUAGGAAAAGUAGCACACAUAGCUUAAGAGAUAAGAGAAUCGAGAUAGCAAAGAAUAGGAUCGGCAUCAACUCCCAAAAUGCUUAUUACAGUAAAUAA
This is a messenger RNA of Moneuplotes crassus, 662 nucleotides long. The record is from the annotation of a GenBank genome assembly. Lineage: Eukaryota; Ciliophora; Spirotrichea; Euplotida; Euplotidae.